UUCUUUUAUCUAAAAUGGAUAAACUUUGUGAUGAUUCGUUUAACUAAAAACUUGGAUUGACAUCAGCAUUUCCCAAACAAACGGCAUUAAUUCAAUAGUCAACAACAUAAAUACAACGUUUUUUUUCUCUUCAUCAGAUUUACACUCACAAUUCAAUCUUCAAACAACAAAAACAACAUCACCCUCUUUGGUCUCAAGAAUAACAAUACAAGAUGUCUGAAGAUGAUGUUUUUAUUGGAUCAAUUGAUCAAGGAACAAGCAGCACCAGAUUCAUAAUCUAUGACAAAUCAGCUAAACCAAUUGGAUCUCACCAUGUUGAGUUCACCCAGUUUUAUCCACAAGCAGGGUGGGUAGAGCAUGAUCCAAUGGAGAUAUUGGAGAGUGUGAAGGCUUGUAUUACUAAGGCGGUGGAUAAGGCAACAGCUGAUGGAUUCAAUGUGAGUAAAGGUUUGAAAGCUAUUGGUAUUACAAAUCAAAGAGAGACUACUCUUGUUUGGAGCAAAUCCACUGGUGCUCCUCUUCACAAUGCUAUUGUUUGGAUGGAUGUUCGCACCGCCUCCGUUUGCAGGAGACUAGAAAAGGAGUUAUCUGGCGGUAGAACACAUUUCGUAGAGAGUUGCGGUUUACCUAUUAGCACCUAUUUCAGUGCUUUGAAACUUCUGUGGUUGAUGGAAAAUGAGGAUGCUGUCAAGGAAGCUAUAAAGAAAAAGGAUGCCUUGUUCGGAACCAUAGACACUUGGUUGAUAUGGAAUUUAACUGGUGGAGUGAAAGGAGGAUUACACGUUACGGAUGUUUCAAAUGCAUCCCGAACAAUGCUGAUGAACCUAAAAACCCUCAACUGGGAUGAAUCCACUUUGAAAACACUUGAAAUCCCUCCUGAAAUUUUGCCUAAAAUUAUUAGUAAUUCAGAAAUUAUAGGCGAUGUUGCUACUGGAUGGCCAAUUGCCGGUAUCCCUAUCUCUGGAUGUUUAGGUGAUCAACAUGCGGCCAUGCUCGGACAAGCCUGCCGUAAAGGUGAGGCUAAAAGUACUUACGGAACAGGUGCAUUCAUUCUAUUGAAUACCGGCGAAGAAGUAGUUCAAUCGACUCAUGGCCUACUGUCAACUAUAGCUUUUAAGCUUGGUCCUAAUGCUCCAGCCAAUUAUGCGCUGGAAGGAUCCGUUGCUAUUGCUGGAGCAGCGGUGCAAUGGAUUAGAGACGGUCUUACUCUUAUUUCAAAUGCUAGUGAAAUAGAGACUAUGGCGUUGGAGGUUGAAUCCAACGGCGGUGUUUACUUUGUUCCUGCUUUCAAUGGAUUGUUUGCUCCGUGGUGGCGUGAUGAUGCUCGUGGGGUUUUAAUUGGAAUUACAAGGUAUACAAAUAAGGGUCACAUUGCUCGAGCCGUGCUGGAGAGCAUAUGUUUUCAAGUGAAAGAUGUCAUUGAUUCAAUGCGCAAAGAUUCUGGAUUCAAUGAAUCUAACAAAGAAGAGUUCUUGCUUAGAGUGGAUGGUGGUGCAGCUGUUAACAGCCUGAUGAUGCAGAUUCAGGCGGAUUUGUCGGCAACUCCUGUAGUUAGACCGGCUGACGUUGAAACAACAGCACUUGGAGCAGCAUAUGCAGCUGGAUUAGCUGUUGGAGUUUGGAAAGAAGAUUACAUUUUCGAUUCGAAGGAUAAGAUGAAGAAUGCAAACAUUUUCCGACCUCUAAUGAAUGAAGAAAUAAGGAAAAAGAAAUCAGAUUCUUGGUUAAAAGCUGUUAAUAAAUCUUUUGACUUAGCUGAUCUUGCUCUCUAAGAUAAUCUAAUGCAGCAGUUAUUAUUAUCAACUUAAUCUUUAUUUUUCGGUUUCCUCUACUUGGUAAUACACUUUUUAUUUUAGUCUCUGGUUCCUUAAAUGAAAGGAAUAAUUAUAUGUCAAUUAUGUAAUAAAGUUGACAUUUUGUUCUUUCAUUUCUUUGUAUAUGAAGAAGAACAAAAACAUUAUAGUAUAGGAAAAAAUUUCACGUGUAUGUGUAGUGUAACAAAUCUAUCUUUGAUGUUUUUUUAUCAGGAGUAAUUGUAUUUGGUACCUUAAUAAUCUUACAGAAACCGUGUACCAAUCUUAUAUAAUUAAAUUACUAAAUUAGGGUC
Molecule: messenger RNA, 2107 nt
Organism: Lathyrus oleraceus (garden pea)
Lineage: Eukaryota; Viridiplantae; Streptophyta; Magnoliopsida; Fabales; Fabaceae
Product: glycerol kinase
Exons: 4
Coding region: 213-1772 (519 amino acids)
Biological process (GO): phosphorylation; triglyceride metabolic process; glycerol-3-phosphate biosynthetic process
Cellular component (GO): mitochondrion
Molecular function (GO): glycerol kinase activity
Source: RefSeq, a predicted model, not a curated record